Molecule: messenger RNA, 603 nt
Organism: Salvia splendens (bonfire salvia)
Lineage: Eukaryota; Viridiplantae; Streptophyta; Magnoliopsida; Lamiales; Lamiaceae
Exons: 2
Coding region: 14-340 (108 amino acids)
Source: RefSeq, a predicted model, not a curated record
CAAGGAAGAGGCAAUGGCGAAAAUAGGGAUUACAACAUACCUGAUGCUAGUGAUGUGCACAAGCAUGAUUUUCUCCACUGCCCCGGCGCAAUGCCAAGGCGACUUCCAAGGUCUCAUCCAGCAAUGCUCCAGAUUCGUCCAGCAACCGGGCCCUCAACAGGCCCCGUCUCAGGGCUGCUGCUGCAACAUCAUUAGGAACGUCGAUCUGCCAUGCGUCUGCCAGCAUGUCAAUAGCCAAGUUGAGAAGAUAUUCAGCAUGCAAAAGGCAGCUUUUGUUUCUGCAUCGUGUGGCAAGCCACUAGCUCGUGGAACCAAAUGUGGAACCUAUACUGUUCCAUAAGAAAUUGCAACUAUUGAUAGGCUGGAAGAAGAAGCGCUGCCCUUUGAUAUUUAUAAUAAAGCAGAGUUAUUUGUUUUAGUUUUAUGUAAUAAGGGUUUGUUCAAAAUUCUAUAUAUACUGAAAUUUUAUCCACAAACUAAAGAUGUUUGAGCUUAAUUUUGUGGCUCUUUGGGUGGAGAAAUUCCCAUUAUAGAUCCUCUGUUAAGGACUGUCCUCCUUAACGUCGAUUUCCACACAAAAUCAAGAAACGAGAUGUCGUCGUU